This is a messenger RNA of Tachyglossus aculeatus (Australian echidna), 1710 nucleotides long. Its product is annotated as potassium voltage-gated channel subfamily A member 5-like. Gene Ontology annotation, cellular component: membrane; voltage-gated potassium channel complex. The coding region runs from base 1 to 1710 and encodes 569 amino acids. The transcript has a single exon. Lineage: Eukaryota; Metazoa; Chordata; Mammalia; Monotremata; Tachyglossidae. Gene Ontology annotation, biological process: potassium ion transmembrane transport; protein homooligomerization. The record is from RefSeq and is a predicted model, not a curated record. Gene Ontology annotation, molecular function: delayed rectifier potassium channel activity; protein binding.
AUGGACAUCGCCCUGGUCCCCCUGGAGAACGGAGGCGCCACGGCCGUCGGAGAGGGAGGCGAGAGAGCGGGCGGGCCCCCGCCGCGGCCUCCACGGCGACCAGCCACGGCGCUCCCGGGAGAGGAGCCGGCGCUCGGGGGGCGCAGGGGGUCCCGAAGAUUCAGCUCCGGGCGGCGCUCCCUGCCCCCCCAUCCGGGCCCGGAGGGCCACGAGGAUCCGCCGUCGCCGGGUGCCCUCCGUCCCCCGCCCCAGCGCAUUCUCCUGAACGUCUCCGGGCUGCGCUUCGAGACGCAGCUGAGCACCCUGGCCCAGUUCCCGGACACCCUGCUGGGCGACCCGGACCGACGCCUCCGCUUCUUCGACCCCCUGCGCAACGAGUACUUCUUCGACCGGCACCGGCCCAGCUUCGACGCCAUCCUCUACUACUACCAGUCGGGCGGGCGGCUGCGUCGACCAGCCAGCGUCUCCCUGGACGUGUUCGCCGAGGAGAUCCGCUUCUACCAGCUCGGGGAGGAGGCCAUGGAGCGCUUCCGGGAGGAGGAGGGCUUCCCCCGGGUGGAGGAGAAGGCGCUGCCGGCGAGGCCGCUCCAGCGCCAGGUGUGGCUGCUGUUUGAGUACCCGGAGAGCUCGGGGCCUGCCCGCGGCAUCGCCAUGGUGUCCAUCCUGGUCAUCCUCACCUCCAUCGUCACCUUCUGCCUGGAGACGCUGCCCCAGUUCCGGGACGAGGGGGAGCCCCCCGGGCCACCGCCGGGUGCCAACGCCACCCCCGGAGGGCUCCUCCUGCCCCCCGACCGGCCAGGCCCACCGCUCCCCAGCCUCCUGGCCGACCCCUUCUUCCUGGUGGAGACCACGUGCGUCGUGUGGUUCAGCUUCGAGCUGGUGGCGCGCUUCUCCGCCUGCCCCAGCAAGGCCGACUUCUCCCGCGACGUUAUGAACGUCAUCGAUGUGAUGGCCAUCUUCCCCUACUUCAUCACGUUGGGCACCGAGCUGGGCCAGCCGCCACCGGCGAGGCCUCAGUCGUCGGGGGGAGGCCCCAACGGGCAGCCGCAGCAGGCCAUGUCUCUGGCCAUCCUGCGGGUCAUCCGCCUGGUGCGGGUCUUCCGCAUCUUCAAGCUGUCGCGCCACUCCAAGGGCCUGCAGAUCCUGGGCCAGACCCUCAAGGCGAGCAUGCGCGAGCUCGGCCUGCUCAUCUUCUUCCUCUUCAUCGGCGUCGUCCUCUUCUCCAGCGCCGUCUACUUCGCCGAGGCGGACGACCGGGACUCCCACUUCUCCAGCAUCCCCGACGCCUUCUGGUGGGCCGUGGUCACCAUGACGACGGUGGGCUACGGCGACAUGCGGCCCGUGACGGUGGGCGGCAAGAUCGUGGGCUCGCUGUGCGCCAUCGCCGGGGUCCUCACCAUCGCCCUGCCGGUGCCCGUCAUCGUCUCCAACUUCAACUACUUCUACCACCGCGAGACGGAGCCGGACGGGCAGCCUGCCCUCAUGGAGGAGCCGCCGCCAGGCGCCGGGGUGGACGCGGGGGGCACGCCCCAGGCCAGCCGGAGCCGGGGGUCUCUAGGGCAGGCUGCCGAGGCGCCCCCCUGCCUGGAGAUCCCGCGCCACGGGGGCGGCCGGCUGGAGAAGAGCCUCCUCAAGGCUAAGAGCAACGUGGAUCUCAAGAAAUCCUUGGUCGCGCUCUGCUUGGACACGAGCCGGGAAACGGAUCUGUAG